Molecule: messenger RNA, 156 nt
Organism: Tinamus guttatus (white-throated tinamou)
Lineage: Eukaryota; Metazoa; Chordata; Aves; Tinamiformes; Tinamidae
Source: RefSeq, a predicted model, not a curated record
CUUUUCGGAUUUUCAUUUAGAAUCAACUUUCCUCUACGACUAAAGGCUCUUCCAAGAGAGACUAUGCUAACAAUUAAACUACUUGGAGCAAACAGUACCUCUAAAAAUACAGACGUGCUUGCUUGGACAUGCUGCCCAUUGUAUCCCAAACAGUGA